Molecule: messenger RNA, 5639 nt
Organism: Octodon degus (degu)
Lineage: Eukaryota; Metazoa; Chordata; Mammalia; Rodentia; Octodontidae
Gene: Ankrd44
Product: ankyrin repeat domain 44
Exons: 27
Coding region: 57-2876 (939 amino acids)
Molecular function (GO): protein binding
Source: RefSeq, a predicted model, not a curated record
GGAGGCUGUCAACCCGCGGCGGGGCCUUCCGCCUCGCGGACUCGCGAGCCGCCGGGAUGGCGGUGCUCAAGCUGGCGGACCAGCCACCACUGGUCCAGGCCAUCUUUAGUGGCGAUCCCGAGGAGAUCCGGGUGCUUAUCCACAAAACGGAAGAUGUGAACGCACUGGAUUCUGAGAAACGAACUCCCCUUCAUGUGGCAGCAUUUCUGGGUGACGCAGAGAUCAUUGAGCUCCUGAUUCUGUCAGGAGCUCGUGUCAAUGCCAAGGACAACAUGUGGCUGACCCCUCUACACCGGGCUGUGGCUUCCAGGAGUGAGGAAGCAGUUCAAGUGCUGAUCAAGCACUCAGCCGAUGUCAACGCAAGGGACAAGAACUGGCAGACGCCCCUGCACGUGGCCGCGGCCAACAAAGCAGUCAAGUGCGCGGAAGUGAUCAUCCCGCUGCUGAGCAGCGUCAACGUGUCGGACCGCGGCGGGCGCACAGCCUUGCACCACGCCGCUCUGAAUGGCCACGUGGAGAUGGUCAACCUACUCCUAGCCAAAGGGGCGAACAUCAACGCAUUCGACAAGAAGGACCGGCGCGCGCUGCACUGGGCAGCAUACGUAGGCCACCUGGACGUUGUGGCCCUGCUUAUUAACCACGGUGCAGAAGUGACCUGCAAGGACAAGAAGGGUUACACCCCGCUCCAUGCCGCGGCCUCCAAUGGGCAGAUCAACGUUGUCAAGCAUCUCCUGAAUCUCGGUGUAGAGAUCGACGAAAUCAACGUGUACGGGAACACGGCCCUGCACAUCGCCUGUUACAACGGCCAGGACGCGGUGGUGAGCGAGCUGAUUGACUACGGCGCCAACGUGAACCAGCCCAACAACAGCGGCUUCACCCCGCUGCACCUCGCCGCCGCCUCCACCCACGGAGCCCUGUGCCUGGAGCUGCUGGUGAACAACGGGGCGGACGUGAACAUCCAGAGUAAAGAUGGCAAAAGCCCGCUGCACAUGACGGCUGUCCACGGGCGGUUCACGCGGUCACAGACCCUCAUUCAGAAUGGAGGUGAAAUCGACUGUGUGGACAAAGAUGGCAACACGCCCCUCCACGUGGCCGCACGCCACGGCCACGAGCUCCUCAUCAACACCCUGAUCACCAGUGGAGCGGACACGGCCAAGUGUGGAAUCCAUAGCAUGUUUCCCUUACAUUUAGCUGCCCUAAAUGCCCACUCUGACUGCUGCAGAAAGCUCUUAUCAUCAGGCUUUGAAAUAGACACCCCAGAUAAAUUUGGAAGAACGUGCCUGCACGCCGCUGCCGCAGGAGGUAAUGUGGAAUGUAUAAAACUCUUGCAAAGCAGUGGAGCAGAUUUCCAUAAGAAGGACAAGUGCGGGAGAACUCCUCUGCACUAUGCAGCCGCAAACUGUCAUUUCCACUGUAUUGAGACAUUAGUGACCACAGGCGCCAACGUCAACGAAACGGACGACUGGGGCCGGACGGCUCUGCACUAUGCCGCGGCCUCAGACGUGGACAGAAAUAAGGCGAUGCUGGGAAGUGCCCAUGAAAAUUCAGAAGAACUUGCAAGAGCCAGGGAGCUGAAGGAGAAGGAAGCUGCUCUAUGUCUGGAAUUCCUGCUUCAGAACGAUGCAAACCCGUCCAUCCGGGACAAGGAGGGCUACAACAGCAUCCAUUACGCGGCUGCCUACGGCCACCGGCAGUGUCUGGAGUUGCUUCUGGAGAGAACCAACGUUGGGUUUGAAGAGUCCGAAUCUGGUGCUACCAGGAGUCCACUGCACUUAGCGGCCUACAACGGGCACCAUCAAGCCUUGGAAGUCCUCCUGCAGACGCUGGUGGAUCUGGACAUCAGGGACGAGAAAGGCCGCACACCACUGGACCUGGCCGCCUUCAAGGGACACACAGAGUGUGUGGAAGCGCUUGUCAACCAGGGCGCCUCCAUCUUUGUGAAGGACAACGUGACCAAGCGAACCCCUCUGCAUGCCUCAGGUGUGGUCCCAGGGCGCCUCCUGGUGGCCGAGGGGAUUCACUCCAUCAUGACAGGACACGAGGAGUGCGUGCAGAUGCUGCUGGAGCAGGAGGUGUCGGUGCUCUGCAGGGACUUCCGGGGGAGGACGCCGCUGCACUACGCCGCCGCCCGGGGCCACGCCACGUGGCUGAGCGAGCUGCUGCAGCUGGCCCUGGCCGAGGAGGACUGCUGCCUGCGGGACAGCCAGGGCUACACACCCCUGCACUGGGCCUGCUACAACGGUAAUGAAAACUGCAUAGAGGUGCUUUUGGAGCAAAAGUGUUUCCGCACGUUUGUGGGUAACCCCUUCACGCCUCUUCACUGCGCAAUAAUAAAUGACCAUGAGAGUUGUGCGUCGCUGCUGCUGGGCGCCAUCGAUUCCAGCAUCGUCAGCUGCAGAGACGACAAAGGCAGGACCCCGCUCCAUGCGGCAGCGUUCAGGGACCACGUGGACUGCCUGCAGCUGCUUCUGCGACACAACGCUCAGGUGAACGCCGAGGACAAUGCGGGGAAGACGGCGUUGAUGAUGGCCGCAGAGAACGGGCAGGCGGGUGCCGUAGACGUUUUGGUGAACCACAUCCAGGCUGAUCUGACUGUGAAGGAUAAGGACUUGAAUACACCCUUACAUCUAGCUAGCAGUAAAGGCCAUGAAAAAUGUGCCUUGUUAAUACUUGACAAGAUCCAAGACGAGAGCCUUAUUAACGCCAAAAACAACGCGCUGCAGACGCCUCUUCAUAUCGCUGCACGCAAUGGCUUGAAGGUGGUCGUGGGGGAGCUGCUGGCCAAAGGAGCCUGUGUCCUCGCCGUGGAUGAGAAUGCUUCUAGGUCAAACGGACCCCGUUCCACACCUGGGAUAGCUGCACAGAAAGAAGAGUGAGACCCAAAACUUAUGCACAUGCACACGCACACACAUGUGUACAUGCAUGUGUAUGUAUGUAGCUCACCAGCCAGCUGAACACGAGGACCAAAAUGCGUCAGCCUAAAAUGGAAGAUUUAGAGUGUUUUCCUUCAAAGCGCAAGUAAGAACUACAGGAGCUUUUCUAUGGAGCUCAGAUAUCAUCUUUUCUGAGUACAGUCUUUGUUGUAUUUUGUAAUUCUUAUGACAGAGACUUCCAGUGGACAGCUGAACAUUUGCAACUGGUAAUACAUUGACCACGGUUUAUUUUUCUGCCAAACUAGAGAUGUCCAUAUACUUUUGAUGUAAAUGUUUUUAUAUUUAUUUGAAUGAAAGAAAUAUGAGGAAACAUCCACUGUUCUGUUUUCAUUGCUAUGUAUUUUAUUUAGAAUAAUUUUUUAAAAACAUUAGAAACCACCUUUGACCCCAGGUGCUCUAAGCCCUGGGGACAAAACCAGCAUUUCCAUGGCGAAUGAUCUGCGUGUGCUCUCAGGCCCUCCCCAGCCUAUCUGCAGCCAGCUAAAAGCUUAGAAGAUACCACAACCCACAGCUCUUCUGGGAGCUGGGAGCUGGCGUGCCUAGUGGACCCACGCACAAAGGCGCUUCAAAGACCCACAAAUCUCCUGCAGAUGCUGAAAAUCUCACCUGGUCCCCGCACCCCAAGGGCAGUGCUGCUGGUGUGCGUGCUGAGCCCACAGGAAGAGAAAAUCCCCAGCUCAGCCGCAUUUCCCACUGGAGAGAGAGACAGGCAAGGGGCUGGUUGUGUUGGAGGAGAAUUAUUAAACGUUUUAUGACAGGUUCUAUCUCUCCCUGGAAAUGUGUGAGGUAGUUUUAAAAACAGUAUUCUCUCCCCUCUGAAUCAAGUAUAGUCACUGAAUUACCUUUUCCAUCUAGCUGUAAAAGACCUUAAUCUUCCUCUUGUAAUAUCCUGGAUUUAAUUAAAACUCAUGGGUCCUUCACAAAUGAGAACUUGCACAAAAGGGAAAACAUCAAAAAAUGUGACAGUGCCAACAUUGUUUCUUAAAUUCGCAGUGUGGCGUUUCCCUCCUCCUCCUCUUUUUGUUUACAGAAGGUAAAUCUUUUAAAAGUGGGCAAAUUGCUAAUGGGCAAUAAUGACUUUUUCUUUACCAAAACACUGAAAAUAAAGGAGCUCCAGCGUCAAAGAAGCAUGACAUACUGCAGUGUCUUUUUCUAGAAGUAAUUGGAAAUCUUGCUCGGUGGCAUUUAAGGCAGGAAAUGAAAUGCUGCGCCGAGGGGCCGCGCCUGCCGCUUUCCCCAUCGAGUAGCAACACGCAGGGCUCCUUGGAGAGGAGCGGAGACCCAGCGUCAGACACAGGCUCCUGCGGAGGGUGUUUGGCUUUUCGCUUUGUCUUCCUGCUAGAAGGAAGGAAAUAAAUGCUCGUUGGAACUGAUCCUUGAAUCAGCGUCUAGCCUUCCCACCCACUCAGCCCCUCUGUUUCAUUGUGAGAUCAAAUAUUUUUAAAGAAUGACAUUAAAAAUUGUGGUUUCUGUAUGCUCCAGUUGCAUCUCUUAGAAAUAAUCUGUUUGCAACCCAGCUUUGUAAAGACAGAGACCAGAAGGCAUGUGUUUGAGUCAUUUGCUUAGUGCUGUUCCCUAAAUCUGUCAUUUUUAGACUCAUUUUUAACCACAGCCGCAGGACCACGUUCACCUCACUUGCCUGUUCACCAGUGUCUGCCUAUCUUUGGUAAAUACAUUUUCUGUCUCCAAAUUGCCUAAAAUCUGCUCUGAUUCUACAGUAACUAGCUCAGGGGAUUUCUAUUUAUCACUACUAAAAGGGCACCAUAGUAUGUUUUGGUACUUGAGGCAGUAAACAGCUGCUUGAUGUAUUCUUUUCUUAUGAAGUUCGAACGAGGACCUGCAAUGGAUUUGCUGCACUAGUUAAUCUCGUACUGUCCAGCGACUUGUUUGCUAGUCCGUUGUGUUGGUUGAAGAACUCAUUCCUCUCCCUGUCUUGUAACAUGAAGUUAGAGUGCCUUUUUAUAUUUGUAUAUUCUGAAACUGUUUUGUGAAACAUUUUGUAUUCUUUUUUCAUUUGAGUAUUAUCAGAGCAAUAUAAUGCCAGUGAGGUUUCAUUUCAACUUUUCGUUGAAUGUAUAGUGUUUUUUCCUACUUCCCCCAUCUCUGCUUUGAAAUGAAAAUGCUAAAGUUUUCUAUAGGACUUAUGUGUGAUAUUGCUAAAAUGCUCUCUUCUCCCACCACUGUAAACUCUCGGUCAGUAUUAUAGGAGAAGAGCAUCGGAAGAUAGUGACCAUCUGAGUGUGUGCAUAGAUUGUCCUGCUCUGCGUUUCUUACGCAGCGAGCUGAAGGUUCGGUGCGAGGACCUUCGUCUGGUAGUUUUGUCUACACCCUUUAUGCUUUCGCAUGUGCAAUAUAUCUUCACAAAGCACGGUGGUACAAGUCUGGUGCCAGGAUUACCUUUUGCAUAACAUAUUUGUAACAGCCUAAAAUAUUGUUUGAUGACUUUGGUGGGAUUUUGUCUGUAAUGUUUUCUUAUGUAAAUCGGAGUUGGGUGACUCUGGUAAAUGUCAUGACUGUAAAAAAUGAGGAAAUUUUGUUUUUGGUUCAGUGAGUGACUCGGAACCAACCUGACUCUUCUCAAGCACAGUUUCAUACUUUUGCAACUACUGGAUGCUCUUGUAACGCAACGAAGUACAUAACUGUAAUCUACUGUGGAAGCGCAUUCAGAGGGUUAUUUUUACAAAUAAAAGCGGUACAAACAUCGUU